GCGGCGGGAGCUCGAGGGGAGCCCCCGACGGGUCGCCUCUAGCUCGGGGCGGCCGGAGGAGGACCGCGAGACCAGCCGGAGUCGUGCGCGCCUUUUCGGGGGGCGCGGGAACUGGCGAGCCUGGCCAGCGAAGGCAGCCGCGGGGGGCGCGCCGCCCCAGGUGGGCCCCCGGACUCUCGCAGGAUGCCCCACGAGGAGCAGCCGUCCCUGCAGAGACCCCGCUAUGGCUCUAUUGUGGAUGAUGAAAGGCUCUCUGCAGAGGAAAUGGAUGAGAGGCGGCGGCAGAACAUUGCUUACGAAUAUCUGUGCCACCUAGAGGAAGCCAAGAGAUGGAUGGAAGUCUGCUUAGUUGAAGAAUUGCCACCAACCACUGAACUGGAAGAAGGACUCCGGAAUGGAGUUUACCUUGCAAAGUUGGCCAAGUUCUUUGCACCGAAAAUGGUAUCGGAGAAAAAGAUCUAUGAUGUGGAACAAACGCGUUAUAAGAAAUCCGGUCUUCAUUUCCGACAUACAGAUAACACUGUGCAGUGGUUGCGAGCGUUGGAAUCCAUUGGUCUCCCCAAGAUAUUUUAUCCAGAAACAACAGAUGUCUAUGACCGAAAAAACAUACCAAGAAUGAUAUACUGCAUCCAUGCACUGAGUUUAUAUCUGUUCAAACUAGGAAUUGCUCCCCAGAUUCAAGAUUUGUUGGGCAAAGUGGACUUCACAGAGGAAGAAAUAAGUAAUAUGAGAAAGGAACUUGAGAAAUACGGAAUACAGAUGCCAUCAUUCAGCAAAAUUGGUGGUAUUCUGGCUAAUGAGCUGUCUGUCGAUGAAGCUGCAUUGCAUGCUGCAGUAAUUGCCAUUAAUGAAGCUAUUGAAAAAGGAAUUGCAGAGCAGACUCUUGUAACACUAAGAAACCCAAAUGCAGUUUUGACUUGUGUGGAUGACAACUUAGCACAGGAAUAUCAGAAAGAAUUGUGGGAAGCCAAAAAGCAAAAGGAGGAAAACUCAAGACUGAAGAAUAACUGUAUAUCAGAAGAAGAAAGAGAUGCCUAUGAAGAACUGUUGACUCAGACAGAAAUCCAAGACAACAUCAAUAUAGUCAACAGGCUGGCUGCCGUGGACCACAUCAACAUGGUCAUUCGGGAAGGCGACCCCAAAAGUACACUACUUGCACUGAAGCAGCCUGAGGCCCAGCUGCCCACUGUGUAUUCCUUUGCUGCUGAGAUGUAUCAGAGCGAACUUUUCAAUCUGCAGAAACAGAACAGCCUGAACUACUUGGCCCAUGAAGAGCUCUCCAUUGCGGUGGAAAUGUUAUCUGCCAUUGCUUUACUAAACCAGGCCUUAGAAAGCAAUGAUCUUGUGUCUGUGCAGAAUCAACUCAGAAGCCCCAAAACAGGCCUCAACAAUCUGGAUGAGACAUAUGUGGAUCGUUACGCAAAUGCACUACUCUCUAUUAAAAUGGAAGCUUUAUCUCAAGGACAAGAUAACCUAAGCUGGAAUGAAAUUCAGAAUUGUGUUGAUAUGGUUAAUAUUCAAAUUCAAGAAGAUAAAGACCGGUUUGCAGCUGUUGGGUUCAUCAAUGACGCUAUUGAUGAAGGAAAUGCUUUGAAGACUUUAGAUACUCUGAGGUUACCUAAUGCUAAGAUUCAAGGCGUGGACCCAGACUUUGCCCAGCAUUACCAGAAUGUUCUGUACAAUGCCAAAUCUCAGAAGCAGUUGGAUUCGAACAUUCUUUGGCUGGAUGAGAUACAGAGUGCAGUCGAUGAGGCCAAUGGGGACAAGGACAGCAUUAAACAACGGAUUACACUAAUUGUUGAUGUUAAUAAGUGCUUAGAGAAAGAAAGCAAAAGUGAUAUUUUGUCUGCUUUGAAGUCUUCAAGAAGUUUCAACGCAAACGACAUCAUCCCUGAAUGUGCUGACAGGUACUAUGAAGCCCUGAUGAAUGCAAAAGAACGCAAGUCUGAAAAUGUCUCUUCUGUAGGAUCCUGGCUCAAACUCACCCUGAGAGAGAAAUAUCCAUAUUAUUACAACAUUGAUUCAGAAGAAAGUUCCUGGGUCAAACCUCAUCCAUACUUGACUAAUGAUUCAGUGCUCAUGGCAAAAGAAAUUGAGGACAUUAUUGGAGAAGUCCUAGCAAAUUACAUUCGUGAGAAGAUGUGGACUGCUUCUGAAGAUUUGCUUCUUCGCUUCCAAGCCACAAGCUUAGGACCUCUUCUUAGAGAAGAGUUUGAAGCUAGGAAAUCAUUUUUGAAUGAACAAGAAAAGCAUGUGAUCAAAAUACAGUCCUUCUGGAAUGGAUACAAGCAGCGGUCAGCAUAUAAACACAGGCUGCAGACGUUAAAUAACAACACUGAUUCCGUUGUGAAGAUUCAGUCCUGGUUCCGGAUGGUAAAACAACGGAAAAGCUAUCUUUCACGGCUACAGUAUUUUGAAGAACAUAAAAAUGAAAUUGUGAAAAUACAGUCACUAUUGAGAGCAAGCAAAGCAAGAGAUGACUACAAGACCUUGGUUGGUUCUGAAAAACCUCCAUUAUCAGUUGUACGCAAAUUUGUACACCUUUUGGACCAAAGUGACUUGGAUGUCAAUGAAGAGUUGGAAGUAGCGCGGUUACGGGGAAAGCUGGUAACCAAGAUCAGAUCCAAUCAACAGCUGGAGAAAGACCUAAACUUGAUGGACAUAAAGAUUGGGCUCCUGGUGAAGAACAGAAUCACACUCGAGGAUGUGAUUUCACACAGAAAGAAGCUGAAUAAGAAAAAAAGUGGAGAAAUGAAGAUACUAAAUAAUACAGACAACCAGGGUAUCAAAAGUUUGAGUAAGGAAAAGAGGAAAAAACUAGAAACGUACCAACAGUUGUUUUAUCUUUUGCAGACCAAUCCAUUAUACCUGGCUAAGCUGAUUUUCCAGAUGCCACAGAACAAGUCAACUAAAUUUAUGGAUACUGUUAUUUUCACACUAUAUAAUUAUGCUUCUAAUCAGCGAGAAGAAUAUCUACUCUUGAAGCUUUUUAAAACUGCUCUGGAAGAAGAAAUACAGUCAAAGGUGGACCAGGUACAAGACAUCGUCACUGGGAACCCCACAGUCAUCAAAAUGGUGGUCAGCUUCAACCGUGGUACCCGUGGGCAAAACACACUGCGCCAGCUCCUGGCUCCAGUGGUGAAGGAUAUCAUCAAUGACCAUUCCCUGAUCAUCAACACAAGCCCCGUCGAGGUGUACAAAGCCUGGGUAAACCAACUAGAGAGCCAGACUGGAGAAGCCAGUAAACUGCCUUACGACGUCACCACAGAGCAAGCGCUCUCUCAUCCAGAAGUGAAAGCUAAGUUGGAGGCCUCCAUUGAGAACCUGAGGGACGUAACCAGCAAAGUCUUGAAGUCUAUCAUUUCUAACCUUGACUUGCUACCUUAUGGAUUGAGGUAUAUAGCCAAAGUACUGAAGAAUUCCAUCCAUGCGAAAUUUCCUGAUGCAACAGAAGAUGAGCUUUUAAAGAUCGUGGGAAACCUCCUGUAUUAUCGAUACAUGAAUCCAACCAUUGUAGCACCCGAUGGCUUCGAUAUCAUUGACAUGACCGCGGGAGGUCAGAUCAAUGUAGACCAGAGGAGAAACUUGGGCUCAGUAGCCAAGGUCCUUCAGCACGCGGCAUCCAACAAGCUGUUUGAAGGAGAAAAUGAGCACCUCUCCUCUAUGAACAGUUACUUAAUGGAAACAUAUCGGGUGUUCAGGAAAUAUUUCAUAGAGGCAUGUGACGUCCCUGAGCCAGAAGAAAAAUUUAAUAUGGAUAAAUACACAGAUAUGGUGACAGUCAGCAAACCCGUCAUUUAUAUUUCAAUUGAAGAAAUCAUCAACACACAUUCACUCCUGCUGGAACACCAGGAUGCCAUUGCACCUGAAAAAAAUGACCCCCUGAAUGAGCUGCUUGGGUCACUGGGUGAUGUCCCAAAUGUAGAAUCAUUUUUUGGGGAAGGAGCCAUUGACCCCAGUGAUCCUAACAAAGCAAAUACACUUACUCAACUCCUAAAGACAGAGAUCUCUCUUUUCUUGACAAGCAAGUAUGAUUUAGGGGAUAAUGAAGCCAUGGAUAACCAAAACCUUUUGAAACAGACCAAAAAGUUGAUUAUUGACGUGAUCCGGAACCAGCCAGGGGUUACACUGAUGGAUAUUUUAGAGACACCAGCAACUGAACAACAGGAACUCGAACACUCCAAAGACAUGGUGAGCCGUGCCAUUUUAGAUUCCAAGGCCCCGGAAGAAAUUAAGAACAACCAGGCAAUAGUUACAGACACACAGCUGCCCCUGGAACAGAAGAAGAGGAAAAUCCAGAGGAAUCUUCGGACACUGGAACAGAAUGGAAUCGUGUCAUCCAAAAAUAAAUACCAAGACCUUCUCAAUGAAAUUGCCAAGGAUAUUCGAAAUCAGAGAAUUCAUCGGAAGCUUCGGAAAGCAGAGUUGGUAAAACUUCAGCAGACCCUUAAGGCACUUGAUGAGAAAUCAUCAUUUUUUGAAGACCAAAUUAAUUAUUAUGAUACCUACAUAAAGACUUGUGUAGAUAACUUAAACAGAAAAGCUUCUAGAAGAUCAAUUAAACUGGAAGGAAGAGAAGAACUUAAAGGACCAAAGAGAGCAAAGCCAGUGAGAUACACUGCAGCAAAGCUGCAUGAGAAGGGCGUUCUCCUGGACAUUGACGAUUUGCAGAUAAACCAGUUUAAAAAUGUUACAUUGGACAUCAUACCUACUGAAGAUGUGGGCAUCUUUGAUGUUACAUCAAAAGUUCUAGGUGUAGAUAUGGAAAAAGUGCAACUAAAUAUUCAGGAUUUACUUCAGAUGCAGUAUGAAGGAGUAGCUGUAAUGAAAAUGUUUGAUAAGGUUAAAGUUAAUGUAAACCUCCUCAUAUACCUGCUAAACAGGAAAUUCUAUGGAAAGUGAAGUGCCUACAGAACGUACAUGGCUUUGGUGUCAUCGGAGUUGGGAAAUGAAUUGUUUAAUAUUUUUUUAACAUGAUUGAAAUCACUGCUUCUACAUGUGUGAUCUUUUUUAAGACCAAAACUUUUUUGAAGAAUGUACCCAUGUGCCUUUCUGAUAACCUGGUAUUACAGUAGAAUGCUACACAAAAUGAAUUAAUAGAAACAAUUCCACAUCUGUGGUAUAGGUACUCAGAUUUAAAACUUCAGAAUUGCUCUGAUCUGUUUUAAGGAGAAAAUAUGGUUAGAUAACUAAGGAUAAAUGUGUAAACCUAUUUUCCUAUAAAAACAUUUAAAUGUACCAUUUAAAUAAUGUAAUUCUUCAUAGAUUUUUUUUCUAUGAAGAAAUGGCAACCUAAUUAUUUGUAAUGAAUUAUUUAGAUAAAGAUUUAGUUCUAAGCCCUGUCUGCUGAGCGUUAUCAGUUUUAAAGAGAAACUUUUGUGCAAUUCAAAAUGAAGUUUUUAUAAGUAAUUGAAAGUGAUGAUACAAGAACACUUUCUGUAUAAAAGUAUAUAUUUUAUGUGAUUUAUUCCUACUAAAUGAAGUGCACUACUGCCUCAUGGUAAAGACUCUUGAACUCAGAGCCUUUAAGUGAGUAAAGACUAUGUGGAUAAUGACCAUAAUCCCCACCUCCAGUCCUCACAAUUUAUUUGAAUACUUCAAUUGUGCCUCUAAAUUUUUUGUAAUGCAAUAAGAUCAGUAUCUAGUUGGUUUAUAAAUGUAUUCUUUGAAAAUUGUUCGAUGUAAAAUAAAUAUUACUUAAUUACAUUAA
Molecule: messenger RNA, 5710 nt
Organism: Suncus etruscus (white-toothed pygmy shrew)
Lineage: Eukaryota; Metazoa; Chordata; Mammalia; Eulipotyphla; Soricidae
Gene: IQGAP2
Product: IQ motif containing GTPase activating protein 2
Biological process (GO): regulation of actin cytoskeleton organization; regulation of GTPase activity
Cellular component (GO): cytoplasm
Molecular function (GO): actin filament binding; calmodulin binding; GTPase activator activity
Source: RefSeq, a predicted model, not a curated record